AUGCCCCCACACAAAAUAUUCCUCAUCCCCGAAAUCCUCGAACAGAUCCUUCUCCGAACGCCCCCCCAAACCCUCCUAACCACCGCCCAACGUACCUCCCAAACCUGGCACAACCUAAUAACAACCUCCCCCAGACUCCAAGAAACCCUCUUCUUCAAACCCCAACUCCAACCCCCGAACCCCAGAACCAAAACAACCAACCGCACCCUAAACCCCCUCCUCCCCCAUAAGAUCUGGCCACACCUCUUCCGCAAACGCCUCGCCUCCCAAACAACAACAACCACAAACCACGGCUACACCCUCCCCCCCGCAGACCCAGUAGAAGAAGAACUCUACCUCCGCCCAAACGCCAGCUGGCGCCGCAUGCUCGUGCAACAGCCCCCAACCUCAUCCAUCAGCGUCUUCGUCAUGCACCGUUCCUGGAUUUCCUGCGACGAGGACAUAUCCCCCGUCCAGGUCUUCACGGCGGAUGUGGAGUUUCUGACGCUGGGACAUCUGCAUUGGUCGGCUUUUGUGGGGUGUUUGUUGCCGUUGGAGAGGGUAGCUUGCUUUUGGGAUUUUGGGGAUUAUCAUCUGGUUAAGGAUGUGGAGUGGAGGAGGGAGAUGGAGUUGGCGGUGGAGAGGUUUGGGGAUGUGUGUGAUUUGGUGGUUUUUUCGGGCGGGAAUUGGGAUCUUUGGGGGGUUUUGAUGGGGGUUACUGGCUGUUGA
Messenger RNA from Aspergillus oryzae RIB40, 708 nucleotides. RefSeq lists its product as uncharacterized. Gene Ontology annotation, molecular function: protein binding. The transcript has a single exon. NCBI's taxonomy places the organism in Eukaryota, Fungi, Ascomycota, Eurotiomycetes, Eurotiales, Aspergillaceae. Bases 1 to 708 code for a protein of 235 amino acids. The record is from RefSeq and is a predicted model, not a curated record.